This is a messenger RNA of Ilyonectria robusta, 543 nucleotides long. RefSeq lists its product as uncharacterized. Bases 1 to 543 code for a protein of 180 amino acids. Lineage: Eukaryota; Fungi; Ascomycota; Sordariomycetes; Hypocreales; Nectriaceae. Gene Ontology annotation, molecular function: RNA binding. The record is from RefSeq and is a predicted model, not a curated record. The transcript is spliced from 5 exons.
AUGUCGAAGCUUUUUAUCGGUGGCCUGGCAUGGCACACCGAGGAGGGCACUCUGCGCCAGAAGUUUGAGGAGUUUGGCCCCGUCGAGGAAGCUGUCGUUGUCAAGGAUCGCGACACUGGUCGCAGCCGUGGCUUUGGAUUUGUGCGAUUCACUCAGGAUGAGGAUGCUCAGAAGGCGAUCGCCGCCAUGAACAACAUCGAGUUCGACGGCCGAACGAUUCGCGUUGAUAAGGCGUCUGACAAUGGUCCCCGAGGCGGAUUCGGUGGUGGCCGCGGAGGCGGUGGUGGCUAUGGUGGCGGCCGAGGAGGGUACAACAACGCGCCCAUGCAAUACGGUGCUCCCUCUGGUCCCGGCUACCAGGUCCCUGCUCCCAACAUGUACGCUCCCCAGUACGGCCGCGGUUACCCCCCUCAGCAGCCCGGAUACGGAGCCCCUCCUCAAGGGUACGCUGCGCCCCAGCAGUACGGCGGAUACUCGGACCCUUCCCAGCAACCGCCUGCGCCUCAGCAGCACCAGCCCCCCCAGGGCGGUCGAGGAUACUAG